CUCUCUCCCUCUCUACUUUGAGCUCUGAAGCCUUUUAUUCGGUUUCUUCUUCUUCGACACUGAAACCCAUCCUCUAUUACCAGUAAAACCAAUUGUGCAAUGGAUCCCUAUUCGAAACUGCAUAUGGGUUCCUUUCUCCUCUUCUUGUUCUUCGCUUCUGCCCUCGCAAUCUCAUCCGUUUCGGCCUCUAAUGGCAUAACAGUCUACGAAAUCUUGACCCAAUAUGGGCUACCGCGUGGCCUCUUACCUGACUCGGUGAAAAAAUUUUCUCAUACCGAAGAUGGGAACUUCGUCGUUGAAUUGGAGAAGCCCUGUUACAUUCAAUUCGAAAACAUGGUCUCCUAUGAUCAGAAGAUCACUGGUACGAUUAAGUAUGGUUCGAUUACGAAUCUAGACGGGAUUAAAGUGAAGCGGUUCUUCUUGUGGCUCGACGUCCAGGAGAUCAGGGUGGAUUUGCCGCCUUCCGGUUUCGUAUAUUUUCAGGUCGGUUUAAUCAACAAGAAGCUUGAUGCUGGUCAGUUCCAGACUGUGCAGUCUUGCAAGGAUGGUCUCUCCUGUCAAGGUUUUUGGAAGGAUAUUCUCAAGGUUCCCACUCCCAUUAAGGAAGUCCCAAUGCUACUAACAGAGUAAGGAAAGACAAA
Messenger RNA from Telopea speciosissima, 641 nucleotides. RefSeq lists its product as uncharacterized. The record is from RefSeq and is a predicted model, not a curated record. The coding region runs from base 100 to 630 and encodes 176 amino acids. Lineage: Eukaryota; Viridiplantae; Streptophyta; Magnoliopsida; Proteales; Proteaceae. The transcript is spliced from 2 exons.